This is a messenger RNA of Micromonas pusilla CCMP1545, 4320 nucleotides long. RefSeq lists its product as uncharacterized. Gene Ontology annotation, cellular component: cytoplasm; nucleus. The coding region runs from base 1 to 4320 and encodes 1439 amino acids. Gene Ontology annotation, molecular function: calmodulin binding; calcium-dependent protein serine/threonine kinase activity; calcium/calmodulin-dependent protein kinase activity. The record is from RefSeq and is a predicted model, not a curated record. The transcript has 4 exons. Gene Ontology annotation, biological process: intracellular signal transduction; protein autophosphorylation; peptidyl-serine phosphorylation. Lineage: Eukaryota; Viridiplantae; Chlorophyta; Mamiellophyceae; Mamiellales; Mamiellaceae.
AUGGCGGACGGACUGGCGGGAUCGGACGGCGGCGGCGGCGGCGGCGGCGGGACCGACGGCGGCGGCGUCUUGGUCACGGGCGAGGGCGCCGGCGUCGCCGCGAAGGACGACGACGACGCGACGAUCACGGCGGACGUCUCGGAAGGCGUCGGCGGGAGCGGCGCCGUAACGGUCGCGAAGCCGCCGUUACAUCCGCGCUCGGCGAGCGUGUCUUUCGCGGCGGCGGCGGAGGCGCCGCUGACGCCGCCGACGAACAAAGUCGUGUUCAAACGCCUCACGCGCGAGCACAACCCCGACGACCCGCUCGAGGCGAAGCGCCUCACGGACGCGGGCGCGCGGUUGGACCGCGCGCGCGACGGCCGCGAGGUGACGCGUCUCGGCGGCGAGGAAGAGGGCCCGAUGCGCGUCUACCCCGGCGGUCUCGCCACCUCCCGCGCCGUCGGCGACUUCGACUCCCCCGCGGUGAUCUGCGAGCCCGAGUGCACGCGGGUCUCGCUCCCGCCCCACGGCGGCCGUCUCGUCGUCGCGACGGACGGGCUGUGGAACGCGAUGAGCGACGGCGACGUCGCCGCGAUCGCCGCCGGCGCGGACUCGGCGGACGACGCCGCGGACGCGCUCAUGCGGACCGUCGUCGAAGAGCGCGGGUUGCACGACGACAUCACCGUCGUCGUCGUGGACGCGCCGCCGCCGAAGGAGAUGUUGCGCGCCGCGAGCAAGGUGCAGCCGUCGCCGUCGGAGUCCCCGGGGGUGUCGGGGAGGGGCAGGAAUACGGCGUUCGGGGUGAUCGGGAUCCCGGGACCGGGAGGGUCGGGGGGCUCGGGGCCGGGUUUGGGGCUGUCGGGGCCGGCGCCGCACGACGCGCAUCGACGCGUCGCGGGCGGCGAGACGCAUCGCGGCCCGCACGAUCCGCCCUUGUCGCCAACGGUCCGGCGGUCGCUCGACUUCUCCCCGACGUUGGACCCGAUCGACCAGUCCCCGAACCCGUCGCUCAAGGGCGGGAGCGUCGGGUUGGGGAGCGGGAGCGCGGCGCGGCCGGGGCGAGGAUGCGAUAUGGACGCCGUCGCGGAGCGUCUCGAGAGAGCGGACUCCGGCGCGGGAGAACGCGCCAACCCGCCGAUCGUCCCGGAAAAGUUUGACUACCUCCAGGACGACAUCACGGUGCGGCGAGGCAUGUUAGUGCUCGACGAGGGCGGGACGACGCCGACGCCGUGGGGUCAUAGAGGCGCCGCCGCGAGGGGGGCCGCGAGCGGCGUCGACGCCGCGACGCCGAGUGAAGACACGUCGUCGUCGGGCGGCGGCGGCGGCGCGGGGGGCGGUGUUUUCUCGCGACUGUUUCGCGCGUUGACGUGCCGCAAGCGCUCUCCCGUGAUCGAAUCCUCGACGCUGCACGACGACUACGUCGUCGGGAAGCUGUUAGGGCGAGGCGCGUUCGGGUCCGUGCGGAUCGCGACGCUGCGGCUCGGACGCGGCGACGGCGGCGUCGCGUCGACGACGCGCGCGGUCAAAUCCAUCGCGUACGACGGGAAGAGCCGCGACAACGCGCUGCACGAGAUCGAGACUAUGCUCGCGGUGAGCGGCCGGCACCCGUGCCUGCCGACGCUGUACCACGCGUACAAGGAGAAGGCGCGCGGGAGCAAGAUUGUCCACCUGGGCGGGAAAGUUCUCGACGCCAUCUCCGAGCGCGGGCGGUUCACCGUCGCGGACUGGGAAGCGCUCGCGGUGCAGCUCCUCGGCGCGGUGUCGUUCAUGCACACCGUCGGCGUCGUUCAUCGCCACGUCGUCCCGGACAACGUCAUGCUGAACCGCGAGUGGAAGAAGUCAGAGCCGCCGAGGGUGGUCCUCGUGGACUUUGGCAGCGCCGCGUUCGCGCGCGGAGAGCGAAAGGACACGCUUCGCGAUUUCCCCGAGGGACUGAAGGGCGCGAAACUGUUCGCCGCGCCGGAGAUGUGCCGCGGCGACGCGUACGGCGCCAAGUCCGACGUGUGGUCCGUCGGCGUGCUGCUCAUGGUGUUACUCACCGGGCUGCCGCCGCCGGACAAGGAGACGGCGGUGCACGAAGAGAUGCAGCGGGGGACGCUGCCGCGGAUGCCGCCGUCGACGCCCGCGCGAUUCACGCGCCUCAUCGCGUCUUUACUCGCGCCGAACGACGCGCUGCGGCCGACGGCGUCCACCGCGCUCGCGAAGCACCCGUGGCUCUCCGAGAGCACCCGAGGAGGCGGAUCGAGCACCCGGGAGCGGUCCAGGGCGCGACGGAAGUCGACGGACACGCGGCUGGUGGGCACCGAGCGCAUCGCGGAGAUUGAGUCGGCGCGGACGCGUUACGCGCGCGCGGCGGCGUUUAUCCUCUCCGUCGCGCUCGACCCGAAGCAAGUGCACGGACUCGUCUCGAAGCUUCGCAAGCGCGGGAUCGACGACACGGACCCCGUGCCCGCGGGGAUGUUGGAGCGGACGCUGUGGAAGAUGGACGCGAAGGAGGCGGCGAUACAGCUCGAGCUGCUGCGGUCGCAGUCGUUCGCGCAGGCGUUCCCGGACGAGGAAGAGGACGCCGACGUGGACGCCGACGUGGACGCCGACGUGGACGCUGACGUGGACGCGGACGUCGUCGUCGACUUCGACGACGUGGGCGUGGAGAAGAAUGACGUGAACGACGUGAACGAAUCAGAAGACGCCACGUCGUCGUCCGCGGCUCGGCCGAAGGCGCUCGUGAGCCUGCUCCACGGCUUGCCGCCGUCGCGGGAGAACACCGACAAGUCCGGGAUCUCGUUGUUGUCGACGUCAUCGGACGAAACGCACCUCAUGAAGACGUGUCACCCGAGCUUGCCGCCGUCGCGGGAGAACACCGACACCGACGGGUCCCUGAACCUCUCGGACCGGGAAGGGAGCGCGCGGGACGCGUCGUCGCGGCCGCCGUCGCGGCUCAGCCAAUCCGCGACGGGCGGCGGCGGCCAGGGCGCGAUGGAGUCGGACCGCGAGCACGCGCGCGAGCGGUUCGCCCGCGCGAGGUUCGGAUCUCGCAACCCGAGCGAGGUUUCGAUGCGCAGCGACGGCGGCGGCGACGACGACGACGAGUCGGAUCGCCGGACGUCGUUCAACUUCACGUCGCACGACUCCCUCUCCGUGGAGAUGGCGUCGCUGCUCACGCUCGCGGAGCUCCACGCGAGGCACAGGCGGGUGUACGAGGCGGUUAACUUGUCGUGCAGCACGUUGCGCACGGAGCUCCUCACGAAGGCUGGCCGAGGCGCCUCCGGGAAUCUAGAUCUCAGCGCGCGCGGCAAGCGAAUCAGCGACGGCGUCGUCAACGGAGGGAACGCGAACGGGAACGACGCCUCCGGCGAGGGGAGCCAGAGCGGCAGCGGCCGCGCGCGCCGCGCCGCGGCCGCCGCGAACGAGAACGCGGCGAGCGGCGCGGCCGCCGGCUCGAAGGCCGGGUCCCUCGGGAGCCCCGGGGGCCCCGGGGGCCCGAGCUCGCCGGAGCAAAAAUCGACGAGGAAGAGCGGCGGCGGACAGUCCAACGAAAUUCGCGGCGGAAGCAUCCACCGCGGCAUGCUGAUGGCGAUGCUCACGCGCGUCGGCGACGGACCGUCCAUGGCGAACGUGCUCGCGGACGGCGACGACGCCUCCGGCUCCGCCGCGGGCGGCAGCUCGGUCGACCUCUGCGGCGGCGGCGGCGGCGGCGACGACGAAUCCCCGGGGGAUAGCCGCGGCGGCGGCGGCGGCGGCGGCGGCGCGCGGCGGCGGGCGCCUUCGAGGUCGAAAACGCCAGAGCCAAACGACGACGACGACGGCGCGCCGUCCCCCGGCCGGAGCCUGCACCGCGGGUCCUCGUGGGACAAAGGCCUCGCGGACGCGGCGGACGCGGCGCGAAAUGCGGCGGCGGCGGAGGGGGAAGAGGGCGAGGCUGGGAAGGGCGGGAAGGGACGCCAGCGGCGCCCUUCGGACACGGACGUCACGUGGGCGGACGACGCGAUGAAACUUCAAAUCGCCGGGGCGGGCGCGAGCGAAACCUCCGAGACCGAGGCCGUCGUGACCCCGGGCGGCGGGGUCAAAGUCGGGCGGUUCAACGUGAAGAGCGACAAGGAGAGCGUCGACGCCGCCGCGGCGGCGGCGGCGGCGGACGCGAACCGCCGCGACGCAUCCGCGGAACCGGGGAAGUUCCGCGCGCAGUCGCCCGAGUCGAGAUCGGGGGGCGACGACGCGGACGGCGACGCCAUCCCGCGCGCGCCGUCGUGGUGGGCCGAGGAUUUGGAGAGCUCCGUGAGGAAGGAGCAGCUCGCGCUGAACGCGCUGAUCAUCGACGGGUUAGAGGAACACCACGCGUAG